Cinara cedri is the source of this 8252-nucleotide messenger RNA. The record is from the annotation of a GenBank genome assembly. NCBI's taxonomy places the organism in Eukaryota, Metazoa, Arthropoda, Insecta, Hemiptera, Aphididae.
AAAGUAGUGGUAUAAAAUGAUCCCAUAAUUUAUUGCUCGGUUUGUAGUGGUAUUUAGCAAUUUUGUAGGUAACUCUUAUGUUUGAAAUAGUGGACUCGUGGUUGGCAACAACUGCUUAUCAAUUAUUAUAAAAGUAUCACUUUUUAGUUUUGUUUAUACUACCACACUUGAUACAACAUUUUAGUACUUAUAAUAUUGAUUUAUCUUUUCUGUACAAUUUUUUGUGGAUAUCUACUGUAUUCACUAAUACAUUUUAUAUUAUGCCGUUAUUUAAAUAAUAACCCUGAGGAUUUUAAAUAACUGUCAAUCUUUGACGUUUUUUCUAAGCACUAUCCAGAUAUCAGCAUUCAUUUCUACAAAAAUGUAUUUGUCUGUUAACCAGUUGUCUACUCUUAUGAAGUAUGCAUUAAAAUAUUAUUAUAAUUAAAGAUGACCUAAUAUCAUACUACUUAUAUUCACAGCAUUCUUAGUGAAGAAACUGUUGAAAAUCAAACACUUGAAUAUCUUGUUUCACAACUACAUCAAUUUUUCAAGCGAGAAGAUAACUUUAAAGGUAAAUAUUAUAUUCAACCUCUGCAACUGUAAAGUAAAGAUUUUAUAAAUUCAAAUUUAAUAUAAAAUUUGCUAUGGUUUACCCGAAAUCAUCAAUGGAAAUUAAAACUUGUAAUAUAAUGAAUUUCAAGUUUCUGUCAGUUUAGAUUAGUACUUAAUUUUUUUUUUUUUCAUUAUCUAAUUAAGUUUUAAUGAUCAUAAAAUAUACAUAUUACUUAUAGUUCUUACUUUUAUGUAUUGUAAUUGAACUAAUUUAAAAAAUGUAUAACAUAUACCUAUUAUACAUUAUAGUUGGGUGUACUUUACUUAUGCUGAUUCAGCAUUCUGACUUCUUAUUGAAUCAGACUCAAAAAUUUGCUGCUAUAAUAUUGUGUUACGAACUAUAUCGAAAUGAACCAAUUGCAACCAAUCCAUUAGCACCUGUUUUUAUGCAUCUUUUAGUAAGAUAUUUAUUUUGUAUUAUUUGUUAAUUAUAAAUUAAUUCCAUCACUAAAACCUACAUUUCCUUACAGCACAAAAAAGUUGGAAAAAAUGAAUAUGUUGGAGAUUUGCCAGUUUUAACAAUGCCUGUAAAAAUAUUCCUCUCUAAUUUAAUUAUGUCACAAAAUUCUAAAGAGUUAUUGCGAAAAUCUGCUAAGCAAGUAUUAACAGCACGGAGUGAUCCCAGCAAACCUGUCGUUAAUACUGCAACAAUUCUAAAUACCAUAAAAGAACGUCGUAAAAAUCUUCCUCGGACAGCAAAAAGCUCUCUUCCAGUUAUCAUACCUGAUCCUCAAAAAUCUGAGUAUGGUCUUAGUAAAUAUUAUCCUUUAAAAUUACCAACAUGAAAUAACCAACAUUUAAAUAUGCAUUUUGUUUUUAUGUUUAGAAGCAAAGAAGGGUCAAAACAAGUUUUGGAAAUGCUUAUUAGUGGACCUAAAUCAUAUGUUUCACACAAUUUUAAACCGGAAAUGAUGAGACUUGUACCACCGCUAUUUGUCUGCAAACAAGAAGUAAGAAUUAAAUUAUACAGUGUACUCCCGAUUAUCCGUGGAAUAGGAUGGCAGGAUAUCCAUGGAUAAACAAAUUCCGCGGAUAAUCCGCAAAAAACACAUAUAUUCUUUAUCUGUAACUUAAGUAUUAUGAAUUUUAAAAAUGGAGCUGUCCAUGUAUGGUUAUUGCACAAAAUCGUUAAAAUGUCCUCUCAAAUUAUGGAAAAUUAAAAUAAAUAUUGUUAUAUAAAUGUGACCAUAAUAAUUAAAAAGUUAUGUAUAGUGAAACUUCAAUAAGUCGAAAAAAUACCAUUUCUCUGCGAAAACCUUGAUUACUCAAAAAAAACUAUAGAUAACAACAUUCUGUGUUCUGAAUAUAGAUGGAUAACGGCAAAUAAUUUUUAUAAUCAUUUGUCUAUUUGAUCCUCUGUGCCCUGAAGUCUCCCUUGCCAACAUCCCUAUCCCUUCAUCCCAUUCAGUUAAAUAUUUAGGGGUAACCAUUGACUGCCGUCUUACCUGGGCACUUCAUGUUAGAACAAAAAAACUAGCUCUAAACUAAGCACCAAACUUCUUAUUUAUAAAUCUUUAGUUAAGCCCAUGUGGACUUAUGGACUGCAACUAUGAAGCAAAGCAAAAAAAUCCAAUGUGAAUAAAAUUCAACCGUACCAAACAAAACUUUACGUUUAAUCACUAACGCCCCCACCUUAUGUCUCUAACUGUACUUUACAUACUGAUUUAAAUAUUAAAACAGUUCAUACUGAAACAAUAACGUUCUAUAAAUGUUUUUAUAAUAGACUUCUUUCCCACUUCAAUUCCCUUAUAUCAAAUCUAGCUACUCGCACAAUUCCGGGUAAUCCCCCAAGGCAUUUGAAAAGAAAUUGGUAUCGCGAUUUACUUAAUGAAUAAAUAGGUAGUGUAAAAUAAAUAAAGUAUAUAAAUAGGUAGUGCUUUCACUGGAUGGUUUCUUCUCUCACACUUUUCAUGUUAAAAAAUUUCUCUCAACACAUAUUCUCAAGGGCUCAGAUUGUAUAUUAAUCAUUUUAAAUAAAAAAAAAAUUGUCUAUUCAGCUUAUGUGUCCCAUAAUUUAACCUUACAAUUUUAAAAUAAUAAUAAUAACAAUAACAAUACACAAUCUAAUUAUAUGUACAUUUAUACCAUAUAAUAGUUAAUAACUAUAAUACGUGCAUACAUUUUAAAAACUCUUCAAGUAAAAUUGUUUCCCUAAAAUCUUAGUAAGUUGAAAAAAUUGCAUUUCCCUUGAAUUUUGACUUAUUGAGGUUCCACUGUAUUUUUGAGAGAUAUAUUUAAUUAUUAACAUUUAAUAACACUCAUGCAUUUACAACCAUUUUCAAAAAAAAAAAAAAACAACCACAAUUAAACAAUUUUGCAUUUUUAUAAAUUGUUAAUCUAAAAUUAUUUUUAAAUAGUUUUAAAUAAUCUACUUAAUGAAUCUACUGUCAUGAAUUUUAAGAGAUCCUCUUAAAUUUCUAGAUUUAUAAAUCCCUUUAAUGAUAAUUAAUUUCAUACUAGUUGUAUUACUAUGCUCAGUUCUUUAAAACCAUAAAAAAAGUUUCAAAAACCCAGUAUCAGCCACUCUUCAAGAGUUAAAUUUUCAAGUUGAUUAGUAGCUGUAGAUGUAGGAAUAGUGAAGGGGUGUAUACACACGGCAGGCAAUACAUGUCAAUACGUAACAAUACAGAAAACUAAUAUUUUUAUUAACUCUUUAAUUAAUAAACUUUUGGAAUUUCCCUUAUUAUAUGACUCUUCUAAAAACCACAUCUUUGCAUUUGAAAAAUAAACUACGCAAAUAAGUUCGGUAGAAUUUCAUAUAUGCCUGUCUUAAGAAAUCACCUCUCGUUCUAAUAAUAUAUAAAGAUUAUUAUUGUUUUGUAUUUUCAUACAAAAAUGUUUUCCUGUUUUAUAUAAAAAAAUUAUGACUAUAACUGAAUAUUUAUUAAAUUAUUAGUUUUAGACUUAACCAAUUUACUAUUUAAAACCUAGAAUUUUAAAUUUCAAUAUUCAAGAAUAGAAUUCUUCAUUAGAAUUCUUUAAACUUUUACUCUUACCUUAACUAGAACUUUCUAUUUUGUCUUUAUAAUAUUUAAUUAUUUAUACUAUUUUAUUUUAUUAUAAUUGGGUAAUACAUUGCUGAAAUUAUAAUUUAUAUCUAUAUAUUUAAAUUAGAUUUUUAGAAAUAAUAAUUAUAACUGUGGUAUAGCCGGGGAAGUUAAUUCCCCCACUUUGCUUUUUUUCAUAUGUUUUAACCUAAUAGAUGUAUUCAUAUUAUUGUAUACUUUGUUAUUCUACUGUAAAAAUUAUGAUAUUUUUUGUCAUACUAAUUGAAAAUGCAUAAUAAUGGAUAAAGUAAAUUAUCAUUAUCUUUGAGCACGUUAUCAUUUUGAAUCAAUUAGCAGUGAAACAAGAAAAAUACAUCUGUUGUAAAUUAACAGUAAAAUAUUUUAAAACUUUCAUAUUGUAGUCUAUGUAUAUCUAUCAAUUGAUUAGUUUGUUUUUACUAUUUACACCGCUGAACCUGGUUCUUGAAUGUCUUAAUAAGAGUAUAUCUAAGAAUUGAGCAAAAACCAUAAAAUAAAAUAAAAAAGCUGUCCUAGGAUAAUAGGGAUGGUUGCAGCCUUUGUUAUGAGUGAAAAGUUGGGAAAGUAAUAAAGGAGAAAUUUAAUGUAUAUUUGUGAGGAACGAUAGACCAUUGUUAACGAAAAACGAUUUUGAGCUGAGUUUGGUUAAUAGUGUUACUUUGUCAACAAUAUACAUUUCAUAUUAUUGUAAAAUAAUUACAUUACCUAUAUAUUUUCUUUAAAAUUAUUUGUUUAAUAUUGUACCUAUUUUCUCAAAAUUUCCUUAUUUUUUUCAAAUUUUCUAAUUGAUUGGGAAAAUCAUAAAUUGACCUCCUUAAAGUAUCUCCCCAGUCAGAUUUUCUUUUAAAAAAAUUGUUAUUAUUGUAAAUCAAAGCAAAAUUGCUUGUAAAAAAGGUAUCCACAAAAAAUACAUCAUUGUAAAACCAAUACAUUCCUCGCUCCAUUCAAAAUCUAAAACUGUAAAAGCUAAUAGUAUAAUUCAUACUUCAACCCCCUCCCCCCCAUUCCAUAAUUUUGGCUAUGCCAUUGAACUAUAAUACUAUUUGAAUGUAGUAAUAAUUUACAUUAAUAUAUUUACAUAGCUGCUUAUAAUAUUAUUUGUAAUUCUUAACUAUUCUAGCUGUAAUCAAGGAUACAUUCCCCUCCUCAAAAUAAUUUUUUAUUAAAUAUUUUGGUGUAUUUUAUCAUUGUAGAGAAUAAUUGGUACUAAUACAAAUUAUUAGCACCCCUCGCCCUAGAAUGUUUUCCUAACCAUGAUACAGUUACUUAUAGACUAUACAUAGCCAAAUGAAUGUUAAUACAGAAUACACGACAGUAUAAUUACCAAUUUAAAAUUAAUAUAACAACAAUUCUUCAUUAUUAGGUGAACAAGUAACCUUCAAAACAAAUUUAUGUAUCAUUGUAUCAACAUAAUCACAUAAUCAUAGCUAUUAAAUUAAAUUGCAAUCGUUAUGAUAUCAGAUGAUCAAACUUAUUAAUAAUUGUAAGCUUAUUAAUAACAAAAUUUUAUGUUAAUAUAUUUAUUUAUACAUUAAAUGUAGAUUUAAGAAAUUAUAAUUUUUGAUAGUCUAUUUUAUAGAACUGUAUUUUCAUACAUAAAUAAAAUAAUCUAAACAAACAUCUGAUAAAUAUAAUAAUUUGUUUUACAUUUUGAAAUAUGAUGAUUUAAAUUAAUUAUGUGUGCCAAUUUUUAAAUAAAUAUGGUAUGUGCAUAUAUAAAUACUUAUUACUUUAAUUCAAUACUUUUUUUAGAUGGUUUGGUUAAAUAUGAGUUGCCGAUCAAAACACCAAAUUUUGUAUGAUAAAACAAUGUGCGUUUCUACUAGUGCUGCUACUGAAGCACGUGAACUUAUGACUAAAGCUCUUAAAGCACCAUUGACAUUACAGCAACAACAACAUCUUUUAGCUGAACUUGGAAACGAUCCAAAAUUAGUUUAUCAUAUAGGUCUUACACCUUGUAAAGUAAGUCAAGUUUAGUAUGAAUUUGGUACUCAUAUUAAUAUUUAUUGUAUUUUUUAGUUACCAGAUUUGGUCGAAAAUAAUCCUUUAAUAGCUAUUGAAGUACUAUUGAAACUAAUGCAAUCCCAUUACAUUACUGAUUACUUCUCUGUCCUUGUCAAUAUGGAAAUGUCAUUACAUUCAAUGGAAGUAGUGAAUCGGUAUGUUAAUUUGUUUUGAAUUUUAAUUUUAAAUUUAGGAAUGAUAAAAUAUAUUUUCUUUUUAUUAGGCUAACUACUACUGUUGAACUUCCAACUGAAUUUGUACACUUAUACAUUUCCAAUUGUAUUGUGGCCUGUGAAACUAUUAAGGAUCAAUAUAUGCAAAAUCGCCUUGUUCGUUUAGUGUGUGUUUUCUUGCAAUCUCUUAUUAGAAACAAAAUAAUCAAUGUGCAGGUAAAAUAUAUUGUUUAAAUGUUUUGUUCAGUUUAUCUGUGUGUUAAAUUACACAAGAAAUAUAUUUUUUUUUUUUUUUAUAUUUAUUAUGUUUAUCUUUUGUAGGAAUUAUUUAUUGAAGUUCAAGCCUUUUGUGUUGAUUUCAUUAAUAUCCGAGAAGCAUCAGCGCUAUUUCGUCUCUUAAAACAGUUAGAAACUGGAGAUACAUGCAGUAUUGGUAAUAUAGCUGCUGCUGCUGGUAUUACACCUAGUACAAUUGCUGCUGCUAAGGAUAAAGAUAAAGAAAAAAUUAUACCAAAAGAAAAGUAAUUUUAUGAAGUCUUUAAUUUUUAUUUUUUUGGUGUCAUUCAUAGAUUAUAAGUACUACUAAAAUUAUUAUUGAUUUUUUUAUUUCUAUGAUUAGUAAAUGAGACUGUAAAGUAAAAAUAUCAGUGUUAUUAAUAAUAAUAAUAGGUUGUUUUAUGUUUAUAUUAAUAUAAUAUUAUGUAAAAAUAAUAGAGAUUACUAAUCAUAAUUUAUUUAAAAUUAAUACAUUUUAGAUUAUGCUAGUAGCUAAUAAUUUUUAAUUAAUUUUUUCGUAUAUUCAUAAUUUAUUACUAGAAUCUAAAAAAACAUGCAUUACAAUUUGCAUUGUAGUAUAUCAUUAUCUUUUAAUUAUGUUACUUAAUGGUUUACAAAUAAUUACAUUGCAUACUUUCAUGUUUAACUGUAGAAUAGAACUUAUUGUAUUUCUUUCUAUUCUACAAAAAGAUUUUAAUAUUUAUUGGUAUAUGUAUUUUAUUUUAUUAUGAGAAUUGGUGGGUAGACCCCCUAAUUUUGUAAAAAAAAAAAAAAAAAAAAAAAAAAAAAAAAAAAAAAAAAAAAAAAAAACACUUAGAAUACUAUUACUCGAAUUUUCUUCAAGUUAACUAUAAUAAAACAAAAUUAAGGAAAAAAUAUAAAUAAUAUGUAUGCUUAAAAAAGCGAAAAAUUAUUGUUGUUCUAAUGUCUACUGUCAUAUUUUUUGUUUUUUUUUUUUUUUUAAAUUUCUUAUGUACUCAAUUUUAAAUUGUAUUAAUUAUUAUUAUUCAACAUAGGUGAUUUUUAUGUUUAAACAUGCAAUAAAGUAGACAUUCAAUUAAAAUGUGUUCAUUAGUUGGUACAUUCUCUAUAUCAAAAUCUUAAUAACCCAACAAAAAUUAUGGUUUUGUUAUUAGCAAUUCUUGUAACACGUGAGUGCAACAACCAGAUAUCUCCAUUUUUUUUCAAAAAUCACUUUUUUGUAUAUUCAUAUAAAAAAAAAAUCCCAUCAAUAAUCAGACAAAUCCGAUUAUUAGUUAAAAAGAUUAUAUACAAAUGAAGAUGUCAAUUUUACUUUUUGUUGCAACAAGACUACUCUGAAGAUGGUAAUUUUAGUAAUUUGGUGAUAUCUAGUUGUUAUAUAAGUAUAUUACUUCUUCAAUUGUUUUAUAAGUAAUUUUUAUUUUAUAUAAAUUAUAUAUAACUACAAAUUUUCAACAGCAAACCCAGAAAUGAAACAUGACUUAGUAUAUUUUUGAAAUUGUAUUUAAUAUAAAUUGAAACUAAAUACCUACUUUAAAAUAGUAUUUAUGUAGUAUUUAAUAAAUAUAAUCUCUAAAUAGCUAAUAAAAGUGUAUAUUAUUAUCCUUAAAUUCUUGCAUAUUAUUUCUAUAGUUUUAUAUUUAUAAAAGGUUUACUGAAUGUUAUUAAUCAAGUUCAAAAAAUACUCAGAAGUUUCUCUGGAUGGUAAACACUGUCCAAAAGCUUCGAGUAAUAAUAACUGUUUAUUUAUAGAAGAAGAAAAGUCUUCAAAUGAAAGUUUUGUAUCGUUAUCACAAUCCAUUUUGCGAAGGACAAUGUCAACGAGUUCCCGUACACCUUCAUCAGGAUCCUCAUCCUGCGGAUGUUUUACUAAACAGUUUCUGAAACAAGCAUAUAUUAUGAGUAUAUAAACUGCAAAAAGUAAAUUAACAGUUCAUUAACCUUAACAAAUUGAAUAUUUCUUCUUUAGUUAUGUAUCCAUCAUUAUUAAGAUCAUAUAUGGUAAAUGUAUAUUUAAUUCGUUCCUCCUGAGUACCUUUCAACAACACUGACAACCCGAUAAUCCAUUCAUCUUCGUGUAUGACACCAUCAUUACGUUGAUCGAAAAAACAAAAUAUGCGAUCUGUUAAAAUUUCUUCAGUUGUAAUUCCAAAUUCAUUUUGUAAUAACUCUCUGAACAUUAACCGAUCAAACCCCU